This is a messenger RNA of Megalobrama amblycephala (Wuchang bream), 4372 nucleotides long. It is a transcript of the gene sv2ca, whose product is annotated as synaptic vesicle glycoprotein 2Ca. Gene Ontology annotation, cellular component: membrane. Gene Ontology annotation, biological process: chemical synaptic transmission; transmembrane transport. Lineage: Eukaryota; Metazoa; Chordata; Actinopteri; Cypriniformes; Xenocyprididae. The coding region runs from base 481 to 2670 and encodes 729 amino acids. Gene Ontology annotation, molecular function: transmembrane transporter activity. The transcript has 13 exons. The record is from RefSeq and is a predicted model, not a curated record.
CUAAAUAUGCUGAGAGCGCAUCUAAAUUAUCCUAGUUUCUCAAAUCUGGCAAAGAGAUGCUGUUUUGACUUUCAAUAGGACAUAUAUAGGCUACGUCAUUAAUCCAGCACGGACUCUUCUAGGGGUUUUCUUUACGUCACACCGCGGUGAUUCGUUCUCUCCGCAUUAUUACUACAACACAGCAAACGACUCUCUCUCUCUCUCUCUCUCUCUCUCUCUCUCUCUCUUUCUUCUCUUUCUUGAAGUACUGCAGAGACAGAGCUGCAGCACUAUACACCGUCAGCUCUUGCUUUAGUUUCCGGAUGUCUUUACUCUUUAGGAUACAUAUAAAUGUUUAUUCAUUAGCAGCGUCGGCAGUCUCGUAAUGGAGAACCAGCAUCGACAUCUCAUCUGCUCAGCUCCCUAAAGGACUCAUGAGAGCCAUAAAGGCGAAAUCUCUUCUGUACUGACUGCAGACCUCUUCCCCUCCACCAUCUAAUCAUGGAUGAUACAGCUCAACAAGACACAUCUUCCCUCAUGAAGGGGGCCAGAGACAUUGCUAAGGAGGCAAAACGACAAGCCGCUAAGAAAGUCAACAAAGUUGUGGACCGUGCCUCAAACGAAUACUCCCACAGUCGCGCCUACCACCGCUUCCAGGAUGAAGACGACGACUGCUACAGCCAGCCGGAUGGGAACUACACAGGCCCCAACGCCAAUGAUGAAGAGGGAUCCAGCGACGCCACUGAAGGUCAUGAUGAUGAGGAUGAGAUAUAUGAAGGGGAGUACCAGGGGAUCCCCUCGGAUGCAAAGCCCAGAGAUGGGCUGGUGGCUUUGGGACAGCCGCUGGCGGAUGGCCUGAAGGACCAGCGAGAGCUGGAGAAUGAGAGGCAGGCGGACGAGGAGGAAUUGGCCCAGCAGUAUGAGCUCAUCAUACAAGAAUGUGGACACGGCAGGUUUCAGUGGCAGCUGUUCUUCACGCUGGGGCUGGCGCUCAUGUCCGAUGGUGUGGAGGUUUUCGUGGUGGGCUUCGUUCUCCCUAGCGCAGAGACGGAUAUGUGUGUGCCUGACUCAAGCUCUGGAUGGCUAGGCAGCAUUGUGUAUGUGGGGAUGAUGGUAGGGGCCUUCUUCUGGGGUGGCAUGGCUGACAAGGUGGGCAGACGGCAGUGUCUGCUCAUUUGUAUGUCCAUGAAUGGCUUCUUCGCCUUCCUCUCAUCUUUUGUGCAGGGCUAUGGCGUCUUCUUGCUUUGUCGCACAAUGUCUGGCUUCGGGAUUGGCGGAGCGGUGCCCAUCGUCUUCUCAUACUUUGCUGAGGUGUUGGCAAGAGAGAAGCGUGGAGAACAUCUGAGCUGGCUUUGCAUGUUCUGGAUGAUUGGAGAGAUUUAUGCAUCUGCCAUGGCCUGGGCCAUCAUACCUCACUACGGCUGGAGUUUCAGUAUGGGCUCAGCUUAUCAGUUCCACAGCUGGAGGGUGUUUGUGGUGGUGUGCGCUCUUCCCUGCGUCUGUGCCGUGGUGGCCUUAAUGUUCAUGCCGGAGAGCCCGAGGUUCUACUUGGAGGUGGGGAAGCACGACGAGGCCUGGAUGAUCCUCAAGCAGAUUCAUGACACAAACAUGCGAGCGCGUGGACAGCCCGAGAAAGUCUUUACCGUGAACAGAAUUAAGAUCCCAAAGCAGAUUGAUGAGUUUGUCGAGAUGCAGAAUGAAUCCGGCAACGUUUUAUCAAAAGCGAUCUUCAGAAUAAAGACUGAGCUUCAUGGGAUUUGGUUGAACUUCUUGAAGUGUUUUAAUUAUCCUUUGAAAGACAUUACAGUGAAACUUGCUAUUGUGUGGCUCUCACUGUCAUUUGGGUAUUAUGGUUUAUCUGUGUGGUUUCCUGAUGUCAUCAAACACCUUCAGGCUGAUGAUUACGCCUCCAAAGUACAAAGGCAUAACAGCGAACGUAUUGAAGAUUUCACCUUCAAUUUCACCCUUGAGAACCAGAUACACACUAAUAGCAUAUUUAUAAAUGACAGAUUCACAAAUAUGAAAUUCAAGUCUGUCACUUUCAUCAAUUCCACCUUUCAAAACUGCUUUUUUGAGGAUGUAACAUCAGUGGGUUCUUUCUUUCGAAACUGCACAUUCAUCGAGGUUGUCUUCUACAAUACUGACAUUGACGAUUCCAAACUGAUAAAUACAGACGUCAUAAACGGUACAUUUUACCACAACAAAACAGGCUGUCAAAUGACAUUUGAGGAUGAUUAUAGUGCAUACUGGGUGUACUUUGUCAAUUUCUUGGGAACAUUGGCUGUUCUGCCUGGCAACAUUGUAUCUGCACUUCUCAUGGACAAAAUUGGCCGCUUGUCUAUGUUAGGGUUUUCCAUGAUCCUGUCUGGUAUUAGCUGCUUCUUCCUGUGGUUUGGCACCAGUGAGUCGAUGAUGAUUGGGAUGCUGUGCUUGUACAAUGGGCUGAGUAUCUCUGCCUGGAACUCCCUGGACGUUGUGACAGUAGAGCUGUUCCCUACGGAUAGAAGAGGAACAGGAUUUGGCUUCUGUAAUGCCUUGUGCAAGCUAGCCGCGGUGAUGGGAAAUCUGAUUUUUGGAUCUUUAGUAGGCAUCACCAAAGCUAUCCCUAUUCUCCUGGCCUCCUCUGUGCUCGUUGGCGGAGGUCUGGUGGGAUUGCGACUACCUGACACCAGGUCUAAUGUCCUCAUGUAACCCUUGUGUCAGAGGUCUGGAGAAACUCAAAAGGCUUGACUUAAUCUUCAUUCAUCAUUAUGGUACAUUGUGUACUUACUUCCUUACAUAAAUGCAUUUACUGUUUCAGUGGUGUUUCUAUAUAGCCAGGUGAAGGUUGGUGGUUCAAAACUUAAUCAUCAAACAGUGGGUAAAUAUUUUGACAAUCUUUAGACUUUCCUUUGCAAUAAUAACACUUGCACCUUCAUACUGUAUGGUUGAUUCGACCAAAACCCUUGUGUUUCCUUGUGGCUUUUCAAGGGUUUGUAACAGCCUUGCAAUGGACGUGAGUGUAAAUAUUAAUGUCCCCUUAUUAAGACUUGAGCAAAACAAGCUAUUAAUGAGCUGUCCAAACCUGCUGCAAAUAUGCGGAGAGGAUGAUCAGAUACGCAGAGAGCUUGGCACAGCUGCAUCACAGCUGGUCGACUGAACCCAGAGAGUUAAUGAAGAGAUGAGAGACUGAGACUGGUCUACUGGUAAACAACUCUUUAUUCAGUGCCUAGUUUCAAAUUUUGACUAUAUACUGAAAAUAUAAUUGGAGUAGGGUUUGUUAUCAAAUCAGUUUCAUUGAGUAUUAUGUUUUGGGAGGUUGAAACCCAUCUUUUUUUUAACAGUAUUAUCACUGUAUUUUUAUAAUCAAGCCUUUUGCAUAUGUACUCCAACCUCUGAUGAAAAGGCCACAAAUGUGCACUGUACUCUUGCUUUAAGUACAAGUAUAAUGUUCCUGCAGCCAGAUUUAUGAAAAUCAAAAAUCUAUUUUGUGCUCUACAGAUGUUUUGUUCAUAUGAAGUGGAGUAUAUUUUGCUCAUAAGCUUGAUAUUGUAAGUCGAUUUGAUUUCAUAUACAACAAACGUGUUAUCUGACUUGUUCUGCCACUUUGUGAUUUGUCUAAAAGCGAAUGGCCUUUUGAAAUUGUGCCUCUCCUACAUAAGAUCAUUAUCAUGUAUGAACUUGAGGUAGCUGCUGUAAUUCCAUGGUCAUUCAUGCAAACCAUAUUACAAUCUGACAGAAAGGACUGAUGAGAAUCAGGCUGGUAAUAAGCCUCUUUUAUGUACAAUGUCAAAGACACAUCUUGUUGACACGACAGGUUUACAGGUGCAGAGGGAGUUUAGAGGUUCCGCCUCAACAUAUGGGGUCUACAAUCUGUAGAGAGGGGAAGAGAGAUGUGUUUGAUAACCACAUGACACAUGAUUCAUUUACAAGCCAAGGGAAGAGAAAUCUGUGUUAUUAGGUUGCUUCUACAUAAUGACUAUCAAUAUAUACUGUAGGUAUAUACACCAUUCAAAAGUUUGUGGUCCGUACCAUUUUUUUAUUCCGCAAGAAUGCGUUCAAUUGAUCAAAAGUGACAGUAAUGACAUUUAUGUUAAAAUAGAUUUCUAUUUCAAAUUAAUGCUGUUCUUUCUAUUUAUCAAAGAAUCUUGAAUAAAAAUGUACCACUGUUUCCACAAAAAUUUUAGCAACACAACUGUUUUAAACACUGAUAAUUGUAAGAAAUGUUUCUUGAGCACCAAGUCAGCUUAUUAGAAUGUUUUCUGAUCAUGAAUCAUGUGACACUUUGAAAUUCAAGUUUGCCAUCACAGAAUAUAUUAAAAUAGAAAAUUGGUAUUUGUAAUAAUAGAUUAUAAUAUUACUGUUUUACGAUCAAAUAAGAGAUGUGUGUGUAUAUAUAUAUAUAUAUAUAUAU